Messenger RNA from Microthlaspi erraticum, 705 nucleotides. The record is from the annotation of a GenBank genome assembly. NCBI's taxonomy places the organism in Eukaryota, Viridiplantae, Streptophyta, Magnoliopsida, Brassicales, Brassicaceae.
AUGGCGCUCGAGGCUCUCACAUCACCGCGAUUAGCUUCUCCGGUUCCUCCUCUGUUUCAAGAUUCUUCAACCUUCCAUGGCGUCGAACACUGGACCAAGGGCAAACGAUCUAAACGAUCCAGAUCCGAUUUCAACCAACAAAACCUCACCGAAGAAGAGUAUCUCGCUUUCUGCCUCAUGCUCCUCGCUCGCGACGGCAACCGUACCCGUCUGACUCUACCUCCUCCGGUAGCUGAGAAGUCAUCGUCGGCGAUCUACAAGUGCAGCGUCUGCGACAAGUCCUUCUCUUCUUACCAAGCUCUCGGCGGGCACAAGGCGAGCCACCGGAAAAGCUUGUCUCAGACUCACUCCGGCGGAGGCGAUGAUCAGUCGACGUCGGUGACAACCACUUCCGCCGUGACUACUGGAACUGGAAGUGGGAAAUCGCACGUCUGCACGAUCUGCAACAAGUCGUUUCCUUCCGGCCAAGCUCUCGGCGGACACAAGCGGUGCCACUACGAAGGGAAUAACAACAACAGUAGUAGCGUGUCGAAUUCCGAAGGUGCGGGGUCCACCAGCCACGUCAGCAGUAGCCACCGUGGGUUUGACCUGAACAUCCCUCCGAUACCGGAAUUCUCGUCGGUCAACGGAGACGACGAGGUCAUGAGCCCGAUGCCGGCGAAGAAGCCCCGAUUCGACUUUUCGGAGAAACUUCAACAACAUUAA